Messenger RNA from Apis cerana (Asiatic honeybee), 1307 nucleotides. RefSeq lists its product as uncharacterized. The record is from RefSeq and is a predicted model, not a curated record. NCBI's taxonomy places the organism in Eukaryota, Metazoa, Arthropoda, Insecta, Hymenoptera, Apidae.
UACAAGAAUUAUUGCGUUAUUUCAUGUACACAUAUAUAUGAUACAUAUAUAUAUAUAUAUAUAUAUAUAUAUAGGUCACGUAUCGCGCGAGUACUUACGCAUUUUAAAUCCGAGAGGUCUUCAGAGAUAAAAGAAUCGUGGUGGUCGAGAUCAUUAAAAAUCUCGAAAGGCAGCCGAUAUCUCGUUACAAAGACGUAAAUUUUCUUUUCCUAUUUUGUUUCGCCUCCAAUCUAUCUCUCCCCACUUGUUUGCAAAACAAGUUCAUAAAUCGAAACGAAAUUAUUACUCCAACUUAUUACGACGUUGAUUCCUAACGAAGUGACAGAGUCGAGCUUUCUCCUUUCCUCCUACUUUUAUUAUUAAUUUUUUAGCUCGUCUGUAAUAAUAAGAAUCGUCUGUAAGAUAAGAAAAAGAAGGGAAAAGAAAAGAAAGGAAGAAAGGCACUUUGGUUUUUUUUAGAAAAUAUCUUUUUUUUAUUUUUAUCGAUCGGUCGAUGAUUGAUUUGAAGAGUGCUCGUCGCGGCUGUAUGAAGUUUGUAAUAUUAAAACAAAAUCGAAAAUCGUGGUGGAAAAAUCGGCACAAUCCCAAAAUUAGAAGAGCAACGGUGACAAGCGUUAAAAGAAAAUUGGCAAAACUGCUCUUUGAAACUUGCGAAGAUUGUAAGAGAAUGGCAUCUAUUCCGCAAGGCGCGUUUGCGGCGUGCAAAGUCCGUUGCAAUCGAGAACGCAAUACUACGAUAUCACGGAUGGAGAAGAAAGAAAAAUCGUGUAAAGAAAAUACAUUCAACAUGAGACCCCCAUUGGAAGGUUGGGAACUUACGCCGCUAAAAUAUAACAGCAAAUUAAUGAACAGCAUCUGGGGACUUUAUAAUCGUUAUUCGGUUCACAAUUUCAAGAAGAACAAUUCCAACGAAGGGGUGUUUAAGACGUUCGUGGCGGCUUGGAAAAUUAUUUUUCACGACCGUGCACCCGCCGCGAAUUCGGUGACCGCAGUUGCCAAAAACGGUUCUCAAAUUAUGUAAGAGAGAACAUGUAUAUGAUUCCCGAUUUCACCUUUGAUACGAAACAUUGAACGAAUGUAGUGACGAUCGUUUAUUCAAUGUGCAAUAAUUAAAAAAAGAAAAAAAAAAAUGUUUAAUAUUAUUAUUACGAUUUGUAAGUAUAAAGAAUUGUAACAGUAUUGCACAUUCUUUCUACAGCAUUUUUUUAAUAAUAAAUGUGAUCUUUUUUUCCUGGAAUUAAAAUCGAUCGAAUUUUAUCAUUCAUAUCACUUGUCGAACAGAUUGAAAUAAAUACGAUAUGAUAAAA